AUGGGCGCCGGCGCCGGCGCCGGCACGAUGAGCACCUUGGGCAGCCCGGUCCGCGCCUACGACUUCCUGCUCAAGUUCUUGCUGGUGGGCGACAGCGACGUGGGCAAAGGCGAGAUCCUGGCGAGCCUGCAGGAUGGCGCGGCCGAGUCCCCGUACGGCCACCCGGCGGGCAUUGACUACAAGACCACCACCAUCCUGCUGGACGGCCGGCGGGUGAAGCUGCAGCUCUGGGAUACAUCCGGGCAGGGAAGAUUUUGUACCAUAUUCCGCUCCUACUCUCGGGGCGCACAGGGUGUGAUCCUGGUCUACGACAUCGCGAACCGCUGGUCCUUUGAUGGCAUCGACCGGUGGAUUAAGGAGAUAGAUGAGCAUGCCCCUGGUGUUCCUAAAAUCCUGGUGGGGAAUCGCCUGCAUCUGGCCUUCAAGCGACAGGUUCCCACGGAGCAGGCCCAGGCCUACGCGGAGCGCCUGGGCGUCACCUUCUUCGAGGUCAGCCCUCUGUGUGACUUCAACAUCACCGAGUCUUUCACGGAGCUGGCCAGGACUGCGCUGUUGCGGCACGGGGUGGACCGGCUCUGGAAGCCGAGCAAGGUGCUGACCCUGCAGGACCUCUGCUGCCGAGCUGUGGUGUCCUGCACGCCCGUGCACCUGGUCGACAAGCUCCCGCUGCCCAUGGCCUUGAGGAGCCACCUCAAGUCCUUCUCGAUGGCCAGCGGCCUGAAUGCCCGGAUGAUGCAUGGCCGCUCCUACUCGCUCACCGCCAGCUCCACCCACAAGAGGAGCAGCCUGCGCAAGGCCAGGGCCGCCCGCCCCCCGCAGAGCCCGCCACGGCGCUGCCCCCGCAGCAGCUGCAAGGUCUCCUGAGGGGCGCGGCCCGUGCAGGGGGGCCUCCCGGCCGCCUGGGGCCCCGGCAC
This is a messenger RNA of Suricata suricatta (meerkat), 914 nucleotides long. It is a transcript of the gene RAB40B, whose product is annotated as RAB40B, member RAS oncogene family. The coding region runs from base 1 to 864 and encodes 287 amino acids. Gene Ontology annotation, biological process: protein localization to plasma membrane; intracellular signal transduction. Gene Ontology annotation, cellular component: endosome; plasma membrane; synaptic vesicle. The transcript has 6 exons. The record is from RefSeq and is a predicted model, not a curated record. NCBI's taxonomy places the organism in Eukaryota, Metazoa, Chordata, Mammalia, Carnivora, Herpestidae. Gene Ontology annotation, molecular function: GTP binding; GTPase activity.